Zeugodacus cucurbitae (melon fly) is the source of this 539-nucleotide messenger RNA. RefSeq lists its product as uncharacterized. Bases 59 to 472 code for a protein of 137 amino acids. The record is from RefSeq and is a predicted model, not a curated record. Lineage: Eukaryota; Metazoa; Arthropoda; Insecta; Diptera; Tephritidae. The transcript has a single exon.
GAAAUCAGCAUAGUUGCCUUGCACACUUCAAGAAGAUUCAAUACAAUAUUUCACGAAAAUGACCAGUUCGAAAUCUGUUUUAGUCAUUGCCAUUUGCGGACUAUUCGCAUUAGCCAUGGCACAUCCGUUAUUGGAAGAGUCAGCGCUGGGUGAUCAAGAUGCCACCGUUUAUCUUGUAGAUGACCAGAACUGGAUUGAAGGAGAUCCUUCAGAGCUGCUCGUACGUCAUGUGCGUUCACCUUCUUCUUCUGAGGAUUCAUCAAAGGAAGAAAAAGGCAGAGGCAGAGUUGAACUAAAAUACGAGGAGACGGAGAGAGGACGUGAGGGAAGUUUCAAGUACAAUCACAAUUUGCUAAAAAGCGACGACGACAGUUAUAGUAUCGACGCCUAUGCACAGGGCAGACGCAAUUAUGAUUGGAAUCAAAACGAUUUCCAGGGUGGGCUAGAAGGACGUUGGAAUUUUAAGGGUUAAUGAAAUCAUGUUGUAAAAUAUGUAACAAAUUAUUUAAAUAAAGGCUUGAGAAGCGCUGCUGAUUUCA